AUGACUUCAAUCAGAGACAUGGCUAAAAGUGCAAUCAUUUUAUGGGCAGUCUGCUUCUUUGCCAAUUCCAAUGGGAAAGCUGUGAUGAAGAGGUCAGUGAGUGAAAUGCAAAUGAUGCAUAAUUUGGGGGAACACCUGCAUUCUGCAGACAGGCAAAACUGGCUCCUUGAGCAACUGCAGACCGUGCACCACGACCCCCAGGCCGCUGAAGCAGCAGGAGCAGUGAAUGUUAAGGCCCGUGAGGUCCGAAGCUGGAGGUUGUUCCCUGAUAACCUGCAGGCAAAGCUGCAAAAGAAAGCACCGGAUUCUAACAAAAAAUUAUAGAGAUGUCACCUUCAAAACAAGACUCCAGUGAGAGGGUCCAUAGUGUUGCCUUUCCAGCUAAGUGCAUACAGUAGUGAGCAAUUAGGGCAUUUUGUUAUUUAUUGUUUAUAAAAUGAUGUUUAAGGGCA
Messenger RNA from Lacerta agilis (Sand lizard), 452 nucleotides. RefSeq names its product parathyroid hormone (gene PTH). Gene Ontology annotation, molecular function: parathyroid hormone receptor binding; hormone activity. Bases 1 to 324 code for a protein of 107 amino acids. Gene Ontology annotation, cellular component: extracellular region. The record is from RefSeq and is a predicted model, not a curated record. NCBI's taxonomy places the organism in Eukaryota, Metazoa, Chordata, Lepidosauria, Squamata, Lacertidae. The transcript is spliced from 2 exons. Gene Ontology annotation, biological process: cell-cell signaling; intracellular calcium ion homeostasis.